This is a messenger RNA of Rotaria sordida, 1100 nucleotides long. The record is from the annotation of a GenBank genome assembly. NCBI's taxonomy places the organism in Eukaryota, Metazoa, Rotifera, Eurotatoria, Philodinida, Philodinidae.
UUCAACAACUAUUAGAAUAAAUUAAAAUAAAAAUUAUUUACUUGAGUUCAAUACAUCGUACUUAUCUAUUAUAUAGUUAAUCGAAUGAGUUAACAUGCAAACAUUGUUUUUUUCUUUUUGUUGCGGUAUGGUUGUUUUUCUUUUGGGAAUCGUUAUUUUUAUCAUAAAAAUUCAUUGUUGGAUCAACUAGAAAGGUCAAGUAUACUCUCCUCAUAAUAGACAUUAUGAAUUAAUAACUGAUAGAAUGAUAAAUAUUAGAGUUUAUCUUUUGUUUUUUUUUUUUGUUUUAGGUGAUUUUCUUCUUUCAACAUCCUAUGAUCGAACAGUACGUUGUUGGGAUUUUUAUACAGGUGGUUGUUUACGUAUAUUUCGUGGUCAUCAUCAUGGUAUAUUACCAAUCAUAUUUAUUCCAUCAAAUAAUGAUACAAUUGAAAAUGAUUUUGAAGAAGAAAUGAAUAUUUAUACAAAAGAUAUUCUUAUAACUGGUUCACAAGAUACAACAGCUAAAAUAUGGUCAUUUGAAACUGGUGAAUGUUUAAAAACAUUAGAAGGUCAUAUUGGAGCUAUACUUUGUUUGGCAACAGAUAUACAAAAUAAAAUUUUAUUUACUGGUUCAGGUGAUGGUACAAUAAGAGUUUGGAAUAUAAAUCGUGGAAUUGAAUUACGUAUUUAUGAUCAACAUCAGGCAGCAAUUAUUAGUAUUCUUGUUACUAAUAAAUUACUCUAUUCAAUUAGUGCUGAUCAUACAGCACGUUGUUGGGUUAUUGAUGUUGGUGAUUGUACAAGAAUUUAUAAAGGACAUCAUCAUUCAGUAUCAUGUAUUCAAGUUGAACAUGGUCUUGUUUUUACUGGUUGUGGUGAUGCAAUUGUGCGAUGUUUUGAAGCACGUUCAGGUUUGAUCAAACGAGCUUUUAAAUCACAUGCACUUGCUAUCAAUUGUAUACAGAUAGUUGAUGAUCGAUUAUUUAGUGGAUCAGUUGAUGGUUCAUUAAAAGUAUGGAAUAUAAGUGAUCUUAAAGGAAAUAAUAUUCAAAAUUCGAAAACAAUAGUUAAAUCAAAGACGAUAAAUAUUGAUCGAAGUAGUAAAGAAAAUCGAUCAG